AUGACGAUUUCGGAGACCGUCGCAUCAACGACGGCCAGUGGGAGCCAUGGCCCGGCGCCGGUGCCUCCAAAGGCAGAUACUCAAUCUCAUGAGGGCAGCAGUGAUUCCGCAGCUCUCGAGACUGACAUGCUCAUCAUCGGCGCAGGUCCUGCCGGGGCCUCACUGGCUUGUUUCCUCGCAUCAUACGGACUUAAGGGAAUCAUGAUCAGCGCAAGCCCCUCGACCGCAGAUACACCGCGAGCUCAUAUCACAAACAUGGCAGCUCUGGAGUGUCUCCGUGAUAUUGGUUUGGACAGAGAGCUUCAAGCGAUUGCGACACAGGGUCAUUGCAUGCAACACACGCGUUGGUGUUAUAGCAUGGCGGGUGAGGAGUUUGCGCGUAUCCCUUCAUGGGGAAGUGAUCCCAGAAGAAAGGGUGACUACGAACUCGCGAGCCCCUGCGACCCCGUCGACAUACCACAAACCGCAUUAGAACCGAUCUUGGUUCGAUACGCAGCACACCACGGCUUUGUCGUGAGAUUCAACACCAAGCUCGUAACCUGGAACAGGGAAUCUUCUCCCGAAGGGAGGUACUUAGCCACCGUCUGGGACAUGGUCUCCAAGACCCACUACUCCAUACGGACAAAAUACAUCUUUGGCGCAGACGGUGCUCGAAGUCUCGUCGCAAAGACACUCCAACUACCUCUGGUAGCAAAGCCUGGCGGAGGCCUGGCCAUCAACGUUCUAGUCAAGGCCGACCUCUCUCAUCUAAUGGACCACCGAAAGGGCAACUUGCACUGGUUGAUGCAGCCCGGGGUAGACCAUCCCAGCUUCGGCUGGAUGGGCAUCGCGAGGAUGGUGAAGCCGUGGUUCGAGUGGAUGUUCAUCCUGUUUCCGGACAAGGACUUUGACCCGUCGGCCGAGGUGACUGAAGAGGCGUACAAGAAGCGGGUCAAAGAAUUCAUCGGGGACGAUACUGAAGUCGAGGUCCUUUCUGUCUCGAAGUGGUUCGUCAACGAUAUUGUUGCCGAGAGAUACUCAGAAGGGAACAUAUUCUGCCUCGGCGACGCAGUCCACCGCCACCCCCCGAUGAACGGCCUCGGCUCAAACACCUGCAUCCAAGACGCCUUCAACCUAGCCUGGAAAAUCGCCCACGUCGAAAAGGGCCAUGCCGGUGCCGCCCUCCUCGAAACCUACAGCGUCGAACGGCAGCCCGUCGGUCUCGGGAUCGUUGCCCGCGCCAACGAAGCCUUCCGAGACCACUACGCCGUGUGGCAGUCCCUGGGCAUGCUGGAGAAGACGGCGGAAGAACGCGCCGCUGUCUUUGCGCAGCUCUCGCACACGACGAGAGAGGGGCGGGAGAAGCGUCGCGCGUUCCGCGAGGCUAUUGGCCGGACGGCGCACGAGUUUCAUGGGCUUGGCGUUGAGAUGAACCAGGUUUACUCAGGGCCGGCGAUCUAUGCGGAGGAUGAAGAUGGGCCGUAUGCGCCUUCAACGCAGGAAGCUGAGGACCCUGUUGCGUAUUACGGUCCUGGUACUUAUCCUGGCCGACGAAUUCCUCAUGUAUGGCUAAAUAGGGCGGUACCGAAGGAGCCCGUUUCAACUAUUGAUUUGGCUGGCAAAGGUGGCUUUACCAUCUUCACCGGUCCCGGCGGAAGUCUUUGGCGCGAAGCGGCUGCUGCGGUUUCGGCGAAGCUGGGUUGCGAGAUCAGGGUCUACUCCAUUGGUUUCCGCCAGGAUUGGGAGGACGUUUACUAUGAAUGGGAGCGCGUUCAGGGGGUUGAGGAGUCGGGUAUUGUUCUAGUUCGACCGGAUCGCUUUGUGGCUUGGAGACAGAGUGAGGUAUCUGCUGACUUGGACUCGUGUUUCCAGAAGCUCCUGCUGGUGAUGAAGACCGUCCUGCUCCGUGUUGAUGAAUGA
This is a messenger RNA of Colletotrichum abscissum, 1899 nucleotides long. RefSeq names its product 2,4-dichlorophenol 6-monooxygenase. Gene Ontology annotation, molecular function: oxidoreductase activity; FAD binding. NCBI's taxonomy places the organism in Eukaryota, Fungi, Ascomycota, Sordariomycetes, Glomerellales, Glomerellaceae. The transcript is spliced from 5 exons. The record is from RefSeq and is a predicted model, not a curated record. Bases 1 to 1899 code for a protein of 632 amino acids.